CCCCUUUUCUCUCUUUCUUUCCAGACAUGCGAAAUUACUCUGUGCAGCCAUAGAUGUGUCUCUCAGCUGCACCGCCUCUUGUCUUUCCUCUUCCAGAUGCUGACAGGCUCCGAACCAGCGGACAGAGAGAAACAGGCUCUCCUCGUAUCUGCAUGGAAACUGGAUGGGGGGAAAUGAAUAGCAGAAGGGAAGAAGGAGCAAAGUUGGUUAUUUUUCUGGCACAUGGAUGCAAUUACAUGGAGCACAUUCCAGAGGCGUUACUUUGAAUUCUGAGCAGGUCUGCCUGCCAUUCCUGAGUGGAGAGAAGUAAAAAAGGGGGAAGAAAAGUCUCUCUCACAGAGACGGAAUGUCUGCACUUUCUAUCCUGUUUCUAGCAUCCUGUUCCACUUGGCUUUCACGGGCUCAGAUAGAAUUUAAGAAAGUGGCCGAAGCAAACAUUACUCUGCCCUGUCACCAUCGACUGUACCGCCUGGGGCAAACAAGCCUAGACAUAGAAUGGCUGCUUAAGAAUUCCGAUGCUGAACCGAAAGUGGUGAUAAAUUAUGCAGGAAGCAACACCUACACUUACUUUAAUGAUGAACAAAAGGGUCGUGUUUCAUUUGCCUCCAACAACCGGACUGGAGAUGCCUCUUUGGAGAUUUCUUUCCUGCAGCCUAGUGACGCUGGCCAAUACACAUGCAAAGUUAAAAAUGCCGGGCAGUAUGAAUGGACCCACAUAACCCUGAAGGUUCUGGAAAAACCUUCUAAACCCAAAUGCUGGAAAGAAGGAGAGAUGAUAGAAGGAAAAGAAAUCAGUUUACAGUGCAAUACUGCCUCUGGCACUACACCUAUAAUGUACAAAUGGGAGCGUAUAGAAGAGGAUGGAAAGGCUGGGUCCCUGCCACCCAUGGCACAUAUCAAUUUUUCCAAUCCUGCACAAGUUCUGCUGAAGAACCUCACAUGGAUGGCAACAGGGUUAUACCAGUGUACUGCCUCUAAUGAAGUAGGGCAGGAAAGUUGUGUUGUAAAAGUGACUGUGCAGUAUGCACAAAAUUUUGGCAUAGUUGCUGGAGCAGUGUUUGGAGCAAUGGGGGGGCCUGCCCUGGUUCUCUUGGCGGUGUGGCUGACAAUCAAGAAAAAAGAGAAGAAGAAAUAUGAAGAAGAAGAGACUCCAAAUGAAAUCAAAGAAGAUGCAGAGGCACCAAAAGCCCGAUUAGUCAAGCCUGGCUCUUCCUCUUCUGGCUCCAGAAGUUCACAUUCUGGUUCCUCCUCAACAAGAUCAACAGCAAACAGUGCCUCCCGAAGCCAGCAGACAUUAUCAACAGAGGCCACUCCUCAUAUUACUCCAACGCAACACAACCAGGUUGAGAUAGAUGGCAAGGAAACUGAGCCAAAGAAAAUAAACCACACCAACUUUAUGAAAACAGAAGCCACACCAACCAUGAUGCCUGCUCAGAGUCGGGUUUUCCAGUCAGUUUGAUUAUUCCGCAUCUAUUCAGGCUCCAGCUAUGCCCAUAACACACACACACACACACACAAAACCAGCAGCACUGUAUUAGAUUGUUUACCUUCCAAGGGAGCUCCCCCACCACACACACUCAACCACUACAUAAUAAAACCCAUCACUCAGUAUUCUCUGCUACAGGUAGCCUUGAAAAGUGAACUCAUGCUGUUUUUUAUUAUUAUUUUUAAUGCUUUUGUGAUUAACUCUAAAAGGAAGAAAAGGGAACACUGAAGUGGCAGGUAUCAAGUGCUGGAGUCUUGAACCAUUUUUUAAAAAAUUAAAGAGACACAAAAAAUCCCAAUAGAUCUCUGAAGUAGAAAUUUAUUUGGUACAGUUUUCAUGAAAUGUAUACAAGAAGCAAUACAGAAGUGUGUCGGGGGGGGGGGGUGAUGGACAGUGUACUUCUCUUCUCUGUACUGGAAAUAACACCAUCCAUUUUUAGGAUGGAUAUUGCCAAAGUUAUGUUGUUGCUUUUUAAAAGGCCAGAAUAAAAUGGAAAAUGUGAUGAGUAAAACUUCUAAUUAAUGGUUUGGGAAAUCUUGUUGUAAAUAUAUUUGUGAAAGAAACACUCAGACAUCCAAAAUUUAAAGGAAAAAGCCAAUGAAAGUUUGUUUACACAAUGCGACCAGAACUGUAGAAUUCCAUAGCUGAUUUUAAGAAUUCCUCAAAUUUUCCAAAGUACAAAAACACUUCCAUUAAUACUAUUUGUUACUGAAGAUAUAAAUUUCUAAUUAGGCUGAUUUAAAAUGUUCAUACUGCAGCUGAUUGUUUUAAAGCCUAAAUUCUGAUAUUUUAUCACAUUCAGAGUGGAACCACUAGCCUGACAUAGUACAAGAAUGAUUCCCAAAUGGUUGCUUAGAAAGUACCAGUGGAUCAUGUACUGUAUUGGCAAUUCAUUAAUAUUAGAUACAAUACAAGGGGUUUCAAAAAAGGUUUCUCAAAGGAAAUCAGGGGUGAGUUUUCUUCCUAAGAGAGAAAAGCCUUUACUUGGGGAGUCUCUUUAACAAAACGUUUGGAAGUAUUUGAAGCAUGCUCCAGUAUGAUUAAAAUCAGGUAUCUAGGAAUACUAAUGGUUCUAUCCAGUGCCGGCUCUAAGGCAAGGCUUGGUGGCGCAAGGCGCCAGGGGGGCGCCGCGCUACUGCGCCUGCCAGACAGCCGCACUGGGAAACGGGACGCCGGAGGGAUCUUCGCACCACGGCGCCAGGGGACCAGAUACAGUAUGCUUAAGACGGCCCUGGUUCUAUCCAGUUAGUCCUACUCAGAGCAGACCCACUGAAAAUAAUGGACAUGAAUUAUUUAGGUCAAUUCACUUCAAUGGGUCUACUGUAAGUAUAGCUAGCUGGAUGCAACCCUAACAGUACCCCCACAUGUUUAUUCAGAAUUCUACUGUGUUGAAGAACAUGCUCCUAAUGUGCAUAAAGUAGUACUUUAUUAUCCCCAACUAAGGAACCUACUUUCCCCUUCUUCAAAAUAAACCUAAUACAGUUUACAGGUCAUACUGAAUUCAUAUUAUGCACAUCCUUAACAUGCAUAAAUUAAAAUAUAAGGUUUAUGGACCACUGAGCAGUUUUAGCACUGCACUGAUUUGAAUCACCACAGAGAAGAUUGCAAGGUGGUCAACAGUUUAUGAUUUAUUGUAAACUUCAUUUUUCAAACUUUUAACUAGGAAGCUGUUUAGAUCACUUUACUCAGGAUCUGACCCAAGUACAGGAAUGGAUUAAUGAUUUGUAUCACAAAAAAGGACACUGAAACAGUGAUAAGUGGCGGAAUUUUUUCCAACACUUCGUUUUUCCUCCGGAAAUUUUUCCAUUCAUGAAGCUCAGUAGUAACAAUGAGUGGAUACUAACUGCAAAUAAAAUACUAGGCAAGUCUGGCAAUUUCAAAGUUUUUAGUUUUGUUUACUAAAUACUGUACAAGUAAAAUAAACAUACUAAACCAGAUCACUCUCUAGGGCAUCAAAAUAUUUUGCACUGGAAGCUUGAAUCCUCACUCCAAUUUAAAUUAUCCCAUACAAAUUACUCUAAUUUAUAAAGGAAAAUCUACAUCAUUGUAUUCAAAUUGGCUAAGUUGUAAAUAUAUGGUACACGUGUACAAUGGUACCUCUAAAGGCGAAUUUAAUUUGUUCCGUGAGUCAAUUCGUUUUGCGAAAAAUUCGUCUUGCGCAUCGCGGUUUCCCAUAGGAAUGCAUUAAAAUUUCUUUUUUCCCCCCUAGGAACGCAUUAAUUAAAUUUCAAUGCGUUCCUAUGGGAAACUGCGAUUUGCAAGACAAUUUUUUCGCAAAACGAAUUCGUCUUGCGAGUCACCAUCAGAUCACAAGACGCAUUCGUCUUGCGAAAAAUUCGUCUUGCAGGGCAUUUGUCUUGCGAGGUACCACUGUACUUUGAGCCUUCACAUGCUAUUAAAUUUCCAAACAAACGCCUGUCAUUUCUUUGACAGCGAAGUACAAACUAUGGAUUCUACUAGUUUAGCGCAUCAUCAGUGGCAUUAUAGGUUAAAAUUAACCCAAGUGAAUUACACAGGUAUUAAGAAGGGAGAUAAGAUCUAAAUAAAGGUGGAAUAUAUUCUUUCAGAUCAUCAAACAUUUCACAAUUAAAGAGAAUGUUAAGUGCAAUGGCUUUUGAAGUAGACAUGGUACUAAACACUAUUUUAUAAGGGAAAUCACACUCAUGUUAUGGGAAACCAAGCUUUAUUUUGUAAAAUAUUCUAUUUAAAGUAUUUACUGUUAUUCUGUAUACCAAUUGCUACUUAGUGUGGGUGCAUAAAUCUUCUCUAGUUUUGUUUUAAUUCUUAAUUGGUAAACUGAGAUUACGUCUACCUGCUAUUAUUGGUGUACUUGUGCUCAGAAUGAGCAACACAAAAUGAAACAAACAUUUAUUAUAGAUUCCUUUGAAUCAACAAUUUAGUAAGGUUAUUUUGUUGUUGUUUUUAAAUAAAAGAGGCUGCAGUAUAAAUGCUGUAGUUCAACCAAACCUGGAAAA
Messenger RNA from Zootoca vivipara (common lizard), 4461 nucleotides. RefSeq names its product CXADR like cell adhesion molecule (gene CLMP). NCBI's taxonomy places the organism in Eukaryota, Metazoa, Chordata, Lepidosauria, Squamata, Lacertidae. Gene Ontology annotation, cellular component: membrane; cell surface; cytoplasmic microtubule. The record is from RefSeq and is a predicted model, not a curated record.